CUCCGGGCCGGCGCGCGCCGCGGCAGCCGCCCUCCGCGCCUCCGGAGCCAUGGCCGCGGGCCGCAGGGGCUGGGACGGCGCCCGCGAGGACGACCUGCCCGUGUACCUGGCGCGGCCGGGCACCGCGGACCAGGUCCCGCGGCAGAAGUACGGCGGCAUGUUCUGCAACGUGGAGGGCGCCUUCGAGAGCAAGACGCUGGACUUCGACGCCCUGAGCGUGGGGCAGCGGGGCGCCAGGACGCCCCGGAGCGGCCAGGGCGGCGGCCGCGGCCCGGCGAGCGGAGCCGGGCCGGACGCGGACCCCCCGCGCAGGGGCCGCGGCCGGGAGGAGGGCGGGGAGCCCGCGCCCGCGCCGCCCGCGCCCGCCGGCGUGGAGAUCCGCAGCGCCGCGGGCAAGGAGGUGCUGCAGAACCUCGGCCCCAGGGACGAGAGUGACCGUCUUCUUAUCAAGGGAGGCAGAAUCGUCAACGAUGAUCAGUCCUUUUAUGCUGAUAUUUACAUGGAAGAUGGCUUGAUAAAGCAAAUUGGAGACAAUCUGAUUGUCCCUGGAGGCGUGAAGACCGUGGAGGCCAAUGGGAAGAUGGUGAUCCCUGGAGGCAUCGAUGUCCACACUCACUUCCAGAUGCCGUACAAGGGGAUGACCACAGUGGAUGACUUCUUCCAAGGGACAAAGGCUGCCUUAGCAGGCGGCACCACCAUGAUCAUUGACCACGUGGUGCCCGAGCCCGGGUCCAGCCUGACCGAGGCCUAUGAGAAGUGGCGCGAGUGGGCUGAUGGCAAGAGCUGCUGCGACUACGCUUUGCAUGUGGACGUCACCCACUGGAGCGACAGCGUCAAGCAGGAGGUGCAGGGCCUCAUCAAGGACAAAGGGGUCAACUCCUUCAUGGUGUACAUGGCCUAUAAGGAUUUGUAUCAAGUGUCCAACACAGAGCUCUACGAGAUCUUCACCUGCCUGGGAGAGCUGGGGGCCCUUGCUCAAGUCCACGCUGAGAACGGGGACAUCAUCGCCCAGGAGCAAGCCCGGAUGUUGGAAAUGGGGAUAACGGGCCCAGAAGGCCACGUGCUGAGCAGACCCGAGGAGCUGGAAGCUGAGGCUGUGUUCCGUGCCAUCACCAUCGCCAGCCAGACCAACUGCCCUCUGUACAUCACAAAGGUCAUGAGCAAGAGUGCAGCCGACCUCAUCUCACAAGCCAGGAAAAAAGGAAACGUGGUCUUCGGUGAGCCCAUCACCGCCAGUCUCGGCACGGACGGGACCCAUUAUUGGAGCAGGAACUGGGCCAAGGCGGCCGCGUUUGUGACUUCCCCCCCGCUGAGCCCAGACCCGACCACUCCCGACUACAUCAACUCCUUGCUGGCCAGCGGGGACCUGCAGCUCUCCGGGAGUGCCCACUGCACCUUCAGCACUGCCCAGAAAGCCAUUGGGAAGGACAACUUCACAGCCAUUCCCGAGGGCACCAACGGGGUGGAGGAGCGGAUGUCCGUCAUCUGGGACAAGGCUGUGGCCACAGGGAAAAUGGAUGAAAACCAGUUUGUGGCUGUGACAAGCACCAAUGCUGCCAAGAUCUUCAACCUGUAUCCCCGCAAGGGAAGAAUAUCUGUGGGUUCUGACAGCGACCUGGUGAUAUGGGACCCGGAUGCCGUGAAGAUCAUCUCUGCCAAGAGCCACCAGUCGGCUGCCGAGUAUAACAUCUUUGAAGGGAUGGAGCUGCGUGGGGCCCCGCUGGUGGUCAUCUGCCAGGGCAAGAUCAUGCUGGAAGACAACAACCUGCACGUGACCCAGGGGGCUGGCCGCUUCAUCCCCUGCAGCCCGUUCUCUGACCACGUCUACAAGCGCAUUAAAGCUCGGGGGAAGAUGGCGGACCUGCACGCGGUCCCGAGGGGCAUGUAUGAUGGGCCAGUGUUUGACCUGACCACUACGCCCAAAGGGGGCACCCCCGCAGGCUCCACCCGGGGCUCCCCGACGCGGCCGAACCCCCCCGUGAGGAACCUCCAUCAGUCAGGAUUCAGCCUGUCGGGUACCCAGGUGGAUGAGGGGGUCCGCUCGGCCAGCAAGCGCAUCGUGGCGCCCCCCGGGGGCCGCUCCAACAUCACAUCCCUGAGCUAAGAAACCCCUUCCCAGAGGGGGGCGAGAAGAGAUGUCUGAAGCCAAAACGGUACCCCAACAUGUCAGAAGGAAGGAGGAUCCAGUGGCGACCUAAAGAGUCGAUAAGCCUGAAGCCUUAUGUUUCUCUGAUGUUACGCUCGCUUGCCUAGCUUUACGAAUAUCGCUUUGUUUUCUGUUUAUGCCUAUAGCCCUGAUUGGUUUGACGCCCUCCCCCAUCUACAUGCAUGCAGUCAGACAGGCCCUGAAGGCGCAGAGCCUGCUCUGUAGUGUUGAGAGCGUGUGUAGUGCUACAUCUUACGACACGGGGACAAAGCUGGGAUGUCAGGAACAUGAACAAAAGGGACGCAGUUAUUUGGGGUGCACGGGUGGUGGGAGUUCGGAGCAAAGCAGAGAGCUCAGAGGGGCUGGGGUGGGGCGUGUGGAGGGAGGGGGGCGGGUGGGUGAGCAUAAGGGGGUCUCGUGUAUUGUAUUGAUGACGCAUGUUUAUUUCCAUGGAAGACGGCCACUUGGGGCAGCUGUCACCUCCACACAGUCCCUUGGGGUCUGGAGCAGGCAGGCGGUCUUCAGGUUCCAGACGUUGUCAUGUCCCCUCCUACCUUUUACUCCUUUGAACAUUUUAUUAAAACAUCAAAACCCAGCCAUAACUUCCACCUGCUUGAUCGUUCUGGCAUUUGGUUGGGCCUCUUUCUCAGCGUUGCUUCCAGAUUCUUCCCUUUCCUGGGCUGGGCAGGAAGAGAGAGGAGAGCAAAGGGCACUUCUCUUCUCUCGCCCUACCUGCCCCUUUGGUGCUUUUACAAGGCUACAGCUGGGAGCACAGCACAGACCCUGCGGGGAGGGGCAGCCGUGCUUACCCGACACCUGCCCCCAGCAGGUGUUGGAAGGCGCCACUCAGCGCCCGUCUUUGUAAGGGGAGGGGAGUAGCGUGCCUCUGGCAUCCCGAGUUAGGACCGGAGCUGAGACGGACCCAUGGAAGGGCUGCCCUUGCCGGCGGUGAGUGUUUGAUUCUCUCCAUAUCUUGAGUUCCAGGCACAUCCACGAUUGAAUAGGAUGUUUUGUUUUGAAAAUUUAUUUUCUUAGGUGUUCCCUACACUCUACUAACAGGUAAUCUCAGUUUAUAAAGGAGCCAAGCAGGGAUUUGGGAAAGCCAGUCUUGGGCGGAGGGAGCCCCGUCUGUGGCCCUCAUUCUGCUCUUCGGUCCUAAACCAUCCGUUUCCCCUGCUGUUGGCAUGUCCUUCAGGGGAACUUUCUGUUUCUGUGCUGAAACCUCCCGGGGCGAGUGGAAGUGGCAUGCAGCCCUCCCGUGCCACAUAAACGACAUUAGCAUGGACGGCUUGCACCUGUCUUGUCUGUCCGAGCUGAACGUCCAUUUCAGAACGAGUUCUGUGAGCUCCAUGAGGAUCUGUGGACCCCAGAGGCGGCCCACAUAAAGGAAAAAUAUGUCCAACCUGGGCUCAGACUUCUGUGCUUGGGGGCUCCAGCUGGUAGAUCCCAUAACGCUGGGUCCUGAGUAUGUUAGAAGGAAAGAAAAAGCACACCUCAGACACCUUUCAGCUGCUUAGGAGAAGCCAUUAUCUCUGGCUGCAGGUUUUUAGUAAGUUAAAGACCAGAGAAAAUGGAACACGUGGCUGAGAGGAAUUUGAAAAUAGCCAAGGAAUAGGAUUUCCCCUAGCAAGCUAAUUUCUUGUUCUUACCAGGAAAACAAUUACUUCUCAUAAUAAGGAAUCUUGCUAUUUCAAGGGUUUUUCAUGGUGCCUUUGUUUUAAGGGAUAUUUAAGUGAAGGGGGGCGUGUAGUUCUGAAUUUGUAACUCGAGGACUUAGGGGCCCGCUGUAGAACUCAGAGUGACAGUUUGCACGCAGAGGGGGCUUAGCCGACCCGAAUACCUCAUUGGUCGGACUGGACCGUAGGAUGUGUUGCAGUACCAGCCACGACCACCAGAUGGAGGAAAAGAUGCGUAAAUAAACUUGUGGAACCCCCUGCUGUUCCCCGGACCCCUGAGUCUAACUUGUCCCUCCGUGAUCUCCCUAUGCCGUGAAAAUAAAUCUUUCAUGGCCAGAUCGGUCGUCUGCGCUAUACUUGGGGAUUCCUAAAUGAAGCAUUUAACCAGAACUUCAUAUUCUGUGCAAGCUUUCCAUGCUGUAGGAUCAACCCCUCAAUGCCCCCAUCAAGGGCAGGCAACAAGACCUGAGAAAGACCCCCUUUCUUCACAUAUUAGUAACUUUCCAAGCAUAGAAAUUCCUGAGACUGCCAAGAAAACUCCUGCUAUUUUCCUUGACUUGGUACUCAAGUUAAAAAUUAAUAUUCAAAUGUGUCUUGUUCCACGGGACGCACUGAAGAUUCCAAUACGAAGGGUUUAGGAAGUGACCGUGCCAAUGAGUCGUUGCCCUCGGGGUUCACUGGCAUCUCACCCAGGUGUGGGAGGGCAGGCUGGAUCUUCCGCCUCCCACCCAAGCUUUCUCUGGCCAUCUCCCCUCUCGGCCUGGCCCCUCUCUAAGGAUGCCCUGCCUACCCCCGACCUUCUCACAUUGUACCUAAACCCAGACGGCAACCUGGGAAGGCCACCAUCGUGGGUAAUUGAGAAGGUAGCUAUGGAAUUGUUAAAUCAGCCACCCCAGUAGAGAAAUUUCUGCCAGGUUUUCUAAAAGUGGCACAGUAGUAGUCAUCCCCCAAAUGGGCUUUCUUCCAAGUCCAGCCAUCCUGUGUGGCCUUUGUCUUCAUGCCUACACCCAGAGAAUCAUGCUCCCCUCCAAAGGCCUCCGUUCUAAUCCUGCACUUCCGCUCACCCCGAGAAGCCCUUCCUAAGUGGGUGGAUGAGUCCCAACUUUCGUUCUUGCCACAAAGUUUCCAGGCCUUCCCCCCUGGAAAACUCCGGCUUGAGUCCCAGAUGUUACCCACGGGCUGUCCCGGGCAGCCAGCAUUCAUUGUAAGUUCCCUCUUUGGAAAAUGGUGUGUGGGUGUUCAGUUCCGUGUCUGGUGAAUGUGGACAGACCGUAAACCUCCCUGUGACCUGUGGUAGCUGUGAGGCGGCUCUGGAAUGUGAAGGGCUGCUUGGUUUGAACCGUGAAGAAAACUGUGUUUUGAGUUUAGCUGAGAUUUAAAAAAAAAA
Manis javanica (Malayan pangolin) is the source of this 5209-nucleotide messenger RNA. RefSeq names its product dihydropyrimidinase like 3 (gene DPYSL3). Gene Ontology annotation, molecular function: hydrolase activity, acting on carbon-nitrogen (but not peptide) bonds, in cyclic amides. The record is from RefSeq and is a predicted model, not a curated record. NCBI's taxonomy places the organism in Eukaryota, Metazoa, Chordata, Mammalia, Pholidota, Manidae. Gene Ontology annotation, cellular component: cytoplasm; cytosol. Gene Ontology annotation, biological process: actin crosslink formation.